CCUUGGGCUGAGACAUCCCGCGGCGGCUUCCCCCUUUCGCCGGUGCUUCCGCCGUAUCUGGGCAGGGUGAAGCAACGCCGCUCCGGUCUCUCCCCGCCCGAGGGGGGGUGAAGGAAUUCGGAUCCCGUCCGUCCCGUCCCGUCCGGUCGGCGGCCCGUCAGCAGCGGGGGGUUCCGCGCCACCAUGGCCGGCCGCCUCCUCCUCCUCCUCCUCAUCUGCGCGGCGCUGGCGGGCGAGCUGCGGGCUGAAGGCGGCAUAUUCAUCAAGAAAGAAAAUGCUGACAAGUUCUUGCAAAGAUCAAAACGCGCUAACUCCUUUUUUGAGGAAAUGAAGCAAGGGAAUAUUGAAAGAGAAUGCAAUGAGGAGCGCUGCUCAAAAGAAGAAGCAAGAGAAGCCUUUGAAGACCAGGAGAAAACUGAGGAAUUCUGGAACGUCUAUGUUGAUGGGAACCAGUGCAGCUCAAAUCCUUGUCACUAUGGUGGACAAUGUAAAGAUGGAAUUGGUUCCUACACUUGCUCAUGCUUGGAUGGUUAUCAAGGCAAGAACUGUGAAUUUGUCAUACCAAAGUACUGCAAAAUAAACAAUGGUGACUGUGAGCAGUUCUGCAGCAUCAAAAAAGGUGCACAGAAGGAUGUUUUGUGUUCCUGUGCAAAAGGAUAUGUUCUAGCAGAGGAUGGCAAACGCUGUGUUUCAGCAGUAAAGUAUCCUUGUGGAAAAGUUGUUGUGAAAAGGAAAAAAAGGUCAACAAUUUUACCUGCUGAUAAUGGUAAUGUCACUAAUGAUCAAGAUGGCCCUCCCACAAAUGGUAAUGUCACUAGUGAUCAAGAUGGCCCUCCCACAAAUGAAACAAGUUUGGAGGAGGACAUUUUUACUACCACAGAAAGCCCAACCAUCCUUCCUGGCCGUGAAACAAGUAGUAAGACUCCGUAUGUCGAUACCAGGAUAGUAGGUGGUAAUGACUGUCGUCCUGGCGAAUGUCCAUGGCAGGCUGUUCUGUUAAAUGAGGAAGGGGAAGAGUUUUGCGGUGCAACUAUUGUGAGUGAUUAUUUCAUACUUACUGCAGCUCAUUGUAUCAACCAAUCUAAAGAAAUCAAAGUUGUUGUAGGUGAAGUGGACAGAGAAGAGAAAGAAAAGUCUGAAACGAUGCAUACCGUGGACAAAAUACUUGUUCACUCUAAAUACAUUGCUGAGACUUACGAUAACGACAUAGCCUUAAUAAAGCUGAAGGAACCUAUCACAUUUUCCGAGUACGUUGUCGCAGCAUGCCUCCCUGAAGCAGACUUUGCUAAUGAAGUUCUGAUGAACCAAAGAUCUGGGAUGGUUAGUGGCUUCGGGCGAGAAUUUGAAGGUGGACGACUAUCCAAAAAACUGAAAGUUCUUGAAGUCCCCUAUGUUGAUAGGAACACUUGCAAGCAAUCCACUAACUUUGCAAUAACAGAAAACAUGUUCUGUGCUGGUUAUGAAACAGAGCAAAAAGAUGCUUGUCAAGGAGACAGUGGAGGUCCCCAUGUAACCAGAUAUAAGGAUACUUAUUUUGUUACUGGAAUUGUUAGCUGGGGAGAAGGAUGUGCAAGGAAAGGGAAAUAUGGUGUCUAUACCAAACUGUCCAGGUUCUUACGCUGGGUAAAAGCAGUCAUGAGACAAAAGUUUUAGUGGUAUGGCUCUUGAUCCUUCUCUUAGCUAACAAGGUGCAGCUUCUCUAAUGGAAACUUUCUUCUUUUUUUUUAGCCACCUCUGCUAAACUUGUUUUUUGUUUUAUUUCUGGCUUUAAGCAAGUAUCUGCGGUCUGCUGGUGGUGUUUUGAAUUUGCACAGUGAGGGGCUUUCCCCAAACAAAAUGGCUGCUCAGUGGGGUCUUCUGUUUGCUUGUUUGGUUAUUUUUUUAUUGCCAUUUUGGUUCCUCUCUGUUUGCCCAAGUGCUUCCGCCAGAGGCUCCUGGAGAUAAUACGAGCCUGCACUAAUCAUGAUGAAAGGGGGAAGGACAGGACUUCAGUUAAUCCUCCUAUUGCAGCCAAAUGGCUCGGUAGGGAGUUUGUUAUUACCAGAGCUCUUCAGCUUCUACCUGCAGGUGUAUUUAGAAGAUUAAGGGAGCCGGGAAGCUUGCUUGGUAAAGAUGGGACACAAGUAAGUAUUCAACAUGUGAUGCUAGAUACUCCACAAAAUUGCCUGCUUAGGUCACAGCAACUAAUUAAAAUGGGAUUUUGCUUUAUAUGGGUUGUACUUCACUUUAGUUUAACUUGAACACUUCUGUUCUGCUCAUCAGAAAAAAAAAAUGUGCAUGUCCACUGUCUUCUGUAUCACAUUCUGGAUUGUAUAUGGCUGAGGAUCAGAAAGUUCCUCACGUGUACUUAUUCCAGAUGUUUCUUAUGUAAGGUGCAAUAUUGAUGUACACCAGCAUUUGAAAUAAAAUUUUAUUUCUUUUUCGUUCUAUAA
Calidris pugnax (ruff) is the source of this 2432-nucleotide messenger RNA. RefSeq names its product coagulation factor X (gene F10). The coding region runs from base 184 to 1653 and encodes 489 amino acids. Gene Ontology annotation, cellular component: extracellular region. Gene Ontology annotation, biological process: proteolysis; blood coagulation. The record is from RefSeq and is a predicted model, not a curated record. Lineage: Eukaryota; Metazoa; Chordata; Aves; Charadriiformes; Scolopacidae. Gene Ontology annotation, molecular function: serine-type endopeptidase activity; calcium ion binding. The transcript is spliced from 8 exons.